CUUUCCAAUGGCCCUUGUUGCCCCAAAAGUGCUUAAAGGUCUUUAUUUUUUCUGCGAGCCUCUAGCCGAAGGUUCCUUCGGUGUUCUUUACGUGGCACUUCAUGCAAUCACACGUCGCAAAGUGGCCAUCAAGAUAAUUGACAAACGCAAACUUGGGGCAGACGCAUUUCGCGUCCGAAGUGAGAUCGAAGCUCUGAAGCAACUCAACCACAAAUAUAUCUAUAAACUCUAUCAAGUCGUUGAAACGACCUACUUCUUUUAUCUUGUAGUUGAGUACCUUCCCGGUGGUGAACUCUUUGACUACAUCAUCCAGAAGGGUCAUUUGUCGGAAGUGGAGGCACGUGUUAUUUUUCGUCAGAUUGUCUCGGCUAUUGGAUAUAUGCAUAGCAAAGGAUUCGCCCAUCGUGAUUUGAAGCCGGAGAAUAUUUUACUCGAUAAUGACCAGAAUAUUCGCAUCAUAGACUUUGGUCUGUGUGCAAAGAACACUCUCAACACGAUGCUAAACACAUUUUGUGGAUCGUUUGCCUACGCCGCUCCGGAAGUACUAGCAAACCGAGAUUACUGUGGGAAUGCUGCGGAUCUUUGGUCACUCGGUGUCAUCCUUUAUGCACUUCUUUGCGGCUGUCUCCCUUUCGACCCUACAAAACCUGAGGAGCUCUCUCAAAAGAUUGGGAAGGGAGUCUACACCACCCCCGGCAAUCUUAGCAAAUCAAGCCGGAAUUUGUUGUCUCAGCUGAUGUGUGUUAAUCCAAAAAAGCGCAUAAAAAUGGAAGAACUUUGCCGACAUCCCUGGAUUGUUGAGGGAUUCAUGGGUCAUCCCGUGGAACUGGACAACGAGAGAACAGUGAUGAACCCGCUUAACAUGCGCAUCGUGGCUGAAAUCAGCGAGUACACCCGAAUUCCCAAAGUCGAAAUGGCUAGAUUAUUGCAGCGGCGAGCGUACGAUUAUCUCAUGGCAACCUAUAUGAUUAUGGAAGCAUCUUUAGAAGAAGACGAUGUUUUCAUCCAUCUCACAGCACGUCGCCCGAACGAAGAAGAUGCGGUUUCUCACACCCGUAGCUCUCGACCAACAAGUUCCAAAACCGUCCCAGGUCCAUUGUUCCCCCGCGUUGCACUGUGCAACCAGUCACACUCUUCAGACCCUGGUGUUACUGCGUCUUGGACACGCCAACCACUUGGAACGCACGCCUUGUCAAACGGACAGAAUUUCACCAUGAAUGGAUACACUGACGCAAAAGAAUUGGACCGUGCACAUUCGCAGCGUCCCGAGUCACCGGCUCCGUCUGCUGAAGGGGAUGAGAAUGUUCCACCACCAGACACUCCAUCAAACAACUUGAGCCACGUUGAAUGGCAAACCCCAGCUGUCGCUAAAACACCUGCACGAACGAAUCCUCCAGAUCAACUCACAUUGUCUCCUAGCCGUUCAAUCGAUUCCCAACUUGCCCAGUUGACCCAAAGUCUUCAUGUAACUCACCUUUCAGACGUUCCAUUCAUCCCGCGUAUGAAAUGCCCGAACCCAAAUUCGGAUAGCUCAAUGCCAGCUUCUCUGAGUGGUGCAUAUUUGACUAACCUAUCGAGCUCGUCGAGUGCUUCUUCUAGUCAUCCCCGGGAUUCCGUUUCAACCCCCGCAAACCUAACAAACAAUGAUCUCUCUCGAUCCCGUUGCUCAGCUGAGGAGCAGAGUACCAGUGUAUCCAGUGGAUCAAGUUGGCGUCAGUUUAACAAACUUCGUGACGUACUGACGCCCAAAAAACCCGCAGCUUUGCCAGAUGGACGGUUACUUGCUGAUCGCCUACGCAAAACACGUCACCUCAACAAUGUGUUCCUGGUUAGGCGAGAUUUGUCUGCCGGACAAGUUUUCGAUCAGAUCGCCUCUGCAUUACGUCAACAAUCCAUCCGCUUUACUCUGAAAGGGACCGGCUUCCUCUGUGUAUUCGUCAAUGAUUGGGGGAAAACUGUGCUCUCGUUUGAAAUCGAGCUUGUUUAUGUCUCUACCCGUGCCGCUGUUGAUUCAACCAGCUUGACCUCGGUAAAGAGGCGAAUGACCUUGAAGCCACGCCCGACUGUACAGGCUCAGACGCCUGCCGCUCCACCUGUCCUCAACUCUCCGGCCCGACUUACUCUGGUCGCCCAGAGACCUGUCAAGCAGCCAUCUACUGAAUCGGCUUCGAAGAACGAAUCAGCGGAAGGUACUUCACAGGAUGACACGAAACCGGUCAGUGGGAUGCGGUGUGCUGCGGGUGACAAACAGUUGGGCAUCAAAACGAAACGUCUCCGGGGCGAUUCUUUUAUGUACACGAGCUUGUGCCGGACCAUUCUAGAUACGGCUAACCUUCGCGCGGAAUGACGUGUUCCUAUCACUAGAUUUUACUUCGUAUCCCUAUUUUUCCACAACAAUUACCUUGCGAUUCGAUGCAUAGAUUUAUCUUAUUUAUGCCACUUUGAUAAGAGCUGUUGGACUUAUUCAAAAUUAUAGGGAGGAAGCACCACAAACCGGUCCUUUGUGCCCGUUCCUUGGCCUUUACAAAUCACGUUUCAAACAUUCAUGUCUGUCGUCAUCAUCAUCAUUGCCAGUUGCGUCAAAAUCCAUGUGACAGCAGAGUUACUUAAGGUUAACUAGUUUAGAUAAAAU
This is a messenger RNA of Opisthorchis viverrini, 2632 nucleotides long. RefSeq lists its product as hypothetical. Gene Ontology annotation, biological process: microtubule cytoskeleton organization; protein phosphorylation; intracellular signal transduction. Gene Ontology annotation, cellular component: cytoplasm. The transcript is spliced from 13 exons. The record is from RefSeq and is a predicted model, not a curated record. Gene Ontology annotation, molecular function: ATP binding; protein serine/threonine kinase activity; tau-protein kinase activity. NCBI's taxonomy places the organism in Eukaryota, Metazoa, Platyhelminthes, Trematoda, Opisthorchiida, Opisthorchiidae. Bases 8 to 2347 code for a protein of 779 amino acids.